GUUUAGCCGUGACGUAUAUGUGUGCUCUCACGCGUUGAGUUGAUGAGUUACAGUACUCGUUAAAUAUAAAUAUUUGUCGAUAGAGAAAAAGAACGGGGAGAGUGCACAUAUACAAAUCUAAAAAUUCCGGUAAAGAAGAGAACUCGAAACGACCUGGAAACGUGUAAAGAACGGGUAACGGAGGACGAGGAAGUGUCCCUGUGCGAGAGGUGUUUUUCUACAAUUCUGGCAGGACUCGCGAGCGGAUACUUGUUAAAUAGAAUCGAUGAUAUAGCACAAGACAUUGUGCAACUUGAGGAGCAGGUUUCUUUCGUUAAAUUCAUACUGAAUUUCCUGUUGCCACUCUCGAGGAGAUCGUGCGCGAUCCUUUGAGGACGCGUUGUCGAUUUAUUGUUAAAGUGGAAGCUUUAGAAAAUGGCCGACAGUUGGACACAGAGCGUUGUUUGCCGUUAUUUUAAAAAUGGAAUGUGCCGGGAGGGGAACAAUUGUAGAUACCGGCAUACUCAAGGAGUUAGGAAUGAUGGGAGUACUGAAGUAAUAUCUUCCACGGUACCAUCUGUAAACACAAUCUGUCGCUUUUUUAAACGUGGUGUCUGUAAAUUCGGCAAUCAAUGUCAUUUUCAUCACAAUCUUGAAACUACUGACAAUAACUCGGUAGAAAGUUCAUCAGUUGGACAACAUACUUCAAAUACAUCUACAACAUCGACAACAAUAAAAAAUGUUGCGGAAAGUGCACGUAUCGCCGAAGAGUGGGUAAAGGCUCCGGAAUUUGUACCUUCGGAAGUGGCCGGAUCGUCUUCUACGAAUGAAACUGCUAUGGAAACAGCCACGAGUUCUUUACAACCGUUAUCCUAUGCUCAAGCCGUGAACCCGUCUGGUCAAGCCUCCAGUCCAUCCUUGGAACCACUGUGUCCAUACGCGGAAGCAACCGGGAUUUGUAAAAAACGUAAUUGUACAUAUCUACAUGGAGAUAUUUGCGAAUUGUGCAAUCGCGCUGCGCUUCAUCCACAUAACGAAGAACUUCGAAAAAAACAUACAAAUGCUUGUGUUAAGCAACAUGAAGUGGACAUGGAAAUUUCGUUCGCGAUUCAACGUAGCAGAGAAAAAUCUUGCGGUGUCUGUUUCGAAGUUAUAAUGGAGAAAGCAUCUGGGGAACAGAGAUUCGGUAUUUUACCGAAUUGCAAUCACUGCUUCUGUUUGAGUUGCAUCAGAAAGUGGAGGCAAGCGAAGCAAUUCGACAAUAAAAUCAUAAGGGCAUGCCCGGAAUGUCGUGUCACGUCCGAUUUCGUAUGUCCGAGUAUGUACUGGGUAGACACGAAAGAGGAAAAAGAGAAAUUAAUAAUGGAUUAUAAAUGUGCGUUAAGCACCAAGGAUUGCAAGUAUUUCAACAAGGGCCGCGGUAAAUGUCCGUUCGGCAAUAAGUGCUUUUAUCUCCACGCUCUACCCGAUGGCACUAAAACUGAUGUCGGUCCACCUGUUCGUCAACGACGUAAUGCCGACGCUGAUGUAGAUAUUUUGCGACAGCUAAUUUUGUGGGACUUCUUUGAGGAGAGAAACGGCCGUUGGAUAUAUGAUGUAGAUCUCGAAGAUAUUGUUUCCUUUUUCUCAGACUCAGAAGACUCUGAAUGGUCUGACUCUGAAUCUUAGAUUGAGUAGUUGUAUUAAUUCAGUUAUCUUUGCUGCUGUUGCUGUUAACUGUAUCACCUCUAACUCACCCACCCACCCACCUUGUACGUGGUUUCAGUGGAUGAAUAGACAAGUAGUUUGAAUGAAUUGUUUGAAUGGAUAUGAUUCGACAAUAUCGCGGCUACGUUAAUAAAACAUUUGUGUGCUUUACUUGAUGAUAGUUACGUGAGCGAUGUGUAAAUGACAUCAGAUCGGUAAUAAUAAUAACGAUGAUAGUAAUGAGGGAGGUCGCAGUCACAUGUACAAUCGCAACUUUUUAAAAUGCUAUAUAGUCAUUUUGUAAUCGCUUUUGUUUAUGUAUCUUGACCAAUAUUGUUACAACUAAUAAGAAAUACCCAUCAACUCUAUUACAUUAGUGGUCCAAAUUAAUUCGAUCAAUAGAAUAUACAUCGACAUGUGCUUACAGUGAUCCUUUCGCGCGCAUGGGAAAUAAAGAGUUUCAUUUUCACAUUCAAAAUCCUUCUGUUUACGAAAUGUAAACGAAAUAUGUUUAUUCAACAAGGUUUAGUUCGUAUAUUCGGCAAAUUUCUGUUGAGCAAUCAAUUUCAUCUAUCUUAAGCACGAUAUUUGUAUAUUGAUUUUCGGCUUAAAAUUGAACGCUUCAUUGAAAACGGAUUCAAUAAAAUAAACAAAUUUGAACUUGUCAUCUUCUUCUUACUGUAGCUUUAGCGCCGUAAAGUUAUUUACGAUUCAGAAUAGGUACUUACUUUUCAAUCAACGGGAAACAGAUCUUAAUUUUUAAAUUUACACAUUGAGGCGAUAAUAAAAUAUAUAAAUAAUGUUAUUCACAAUAACUAAUAUUUAAUUUCGACGUGAUCAUGGAUUAAUGAAUUCACCAUUAUCGAUACAAUUUGACAACAAGUUUUCUCCUACCUCCAGUUAUGGCUCUGCGAACGUUUAAACAAAUUUCCUUAAAUUAUUCAAUUGUAUAGCGUUAGUCUUUAAUUAAUAGUUUUAAAAUAACCGUGAUAAACUGCGCAAAUCGGGUGUGUACUAUGUAAUAAGCGUGUGCAUGGAUGAUAGUAUGAAAACUUGGUCGUAUGCGCGUCUACUGCUAAAUAUAAUAAAAGGAAACCAGUUUUUUGGCGAUAUGCACGAAUUCCAGAUUUAGGGGGUAAGAAGAACAAAUAAAUAUUAUUUUAUAAAUGACGAUUUCGUUCGACGACUAUACGAAAUUUUUGUUAUCAUUUAUUAUACUGAGAUGCCACAAUUUCCGAAUUAAUUGUUUUAUCGAUGAAUGAGGGCAAUCAGAACUUUAUCAUACAAAACCGAAAGCCAAAGAAUAUGGUAUCAAUCGUUUUGUUAGAGUUACUUAAAUGAAAACUUUCUAUGAUAAUGAUCAGAGAAAUAGUUCUUAACGAGCAUUAGUUUAUUGUUUCGAUAUAUCCUUCGCGUAUUAAUUCCAUUUAUUAGUAUGUAUUUCCUUUUUGCUAAAGGCGUCUGCCUUCGAUGCGUUUACAAAAUGAGAUAAGUAUCGUAUGUUAUUGUUCAUCAGUAUAAGCAGAUGCCAUCCGGAAUUAUCUGACAAUCCUUGCACGAUAAAAAUAUAUGUAAGUUCUUUAUAUUUUUUAUAGAAUUCCUAUGCCGUUACUUUUAUGCUGAACUGUUAUACUUAAAUGUUACGCAACACGCUAUAUAUUUAAUUUAGACUUAAAAAUUAUAUAUAUAUAAAUAUAGAGCGCAAGCGAAGUUGUGCAUCAUAUGCUUUUAUUACUUUAUUAUCGAUUACUGAUUGUUGAACGAUUUAUAUAAACGGCGGAACACUAAUAAUAAUGUUACUGGUAUUUAGAAAUUUGUCAAAUUCUACUUCGUGCAUUCAGUUUCAAGAAUAUCUUUCGUACUAUAUCGAGUGCCAAUGGUUCUGAUUGCGAUUAGUUCGGUGUUCAUUUAUUUUGCGAAGUGCAUUUGUAAAACGCGGAAGAAUAACUCCGUUUACGUAAUAAGCUACACGGUGUAUGUAAUUCGCAGUUAAGCUACACAGAUGUAUAACAGAAUUUUAAUAUGGUUUGCGUGAUAGUACGAGAACAUGAAAUUUUAAAAUAAAGUUACUUAGACAAUUGA
This is a messenger RNA of Ceratina calcarata, 3747 nucleotides long. Its product is annotated as putative E3 ubiquitin-protein ligase makorin-1. Lineage: Eukaryota; Metazoa; Arthropoda; Insecta; Hymenoptera; Apidae. Gene Ontology annotation, molecular function: ubiquitin protein ligase activity; metal ion binding. Bases 415 to 1647 code for a protein of 410 amino acids. Gene Ontology annotation, biological process: protein polyubiquitination. The transcript is spliced from 6 exons. The record is from RefSeq and is a predicted model, not a curated record.